Dothidotthia symphoricarpi CBS 119687 is the source of this 3176-nucleotide messenger RNA. Its product is annotated as ARM repeat-containing protein. The record is from RefSeq and is a predicted model, not a curated record. The transcript has 5 exons. Gene Ontology annotation, biological process: iron-sulfur cluster assembly. Lineage: Eukaryota; Fungi; Ascomycota; Dothideomycetes; Pleosporales; Dothidotthiaceae. The coding region runs from base 73 to 3141 and encodes 1022 amino acids. Gene Ontology annotation, cellular component: cytosolic [4Fe-4S] assembly targeting complex.
AUCUGCGACUUUCCAUUCCGAGUAGGAAGUCACCUCCACAUAACCCUCUUACUCCUAUAACGCGUCUUGAUAAUGUCAGAUAUUCAGCAAUAUCUGCUGGACCAUGACAGGAACAGGAAGGAGGCGACAGCGACAGCCCAACGAAGCGCGACGCGACUGAAAGAGGGCAAUUUGAAGCUUAUCGACAUCAUAACUGAGCUGGGAGAGUACUUCAACAGCGAAGAUGGCGCAAUUCGAUCCAAAACCAUAUCGUACCUCGCAGAGGUUCUGGCCUCGACUCCGCAAAAAGUGCUGUCUCUCCAGCAGCGAAGCCUGCUCUGCGACUACAUACUCUCCCGAACAGAUGACAAGGAAGGUCUAGGAUCCUGCGCGAAGGCGCUGCUGGCAUUGGAAGAGCUCGGUAAAUGGGACGACGACAGAGUUGUCGGUAUCGUGGAAGCGUUACUGAACAACACCCAUCCUCUGCGACAGUACAAGCAGCAGAGCGAACGGUAUGGCGUUCUACGGUUGAUUGAUACAUUGAUGGCAAAAUACCGCGAAGUGCUGCGCAGUCACCAUAAGUUCACACCAGGUUUCAUGUCGCGGUUCAUAUCGUAUUUUGACGGCGAAAAAGAUCCGCGGAAUUUGAUGGUCGUCUUUUCUAUACUGAAAGUGCCAAUGACGGAGUGGAAUGUUGGCGCAGAUACACAGGACCUUUUCGAUGCUGUAUUCAAUUACUUCCCGAUCACAUUCCGACCGCCGCCUGACGAUCCCUACGGCAUCACUGCACAAGAUUUGAAAGACAGGCUUAGAGACUGCAUUGCCUCUACGCCAGACUUUGCGCCGUAUGCCUUCCCGGCGCUGUUGGACAAGCUCGACUCUACUUCCAUGAAUACGAAACGGGAUGUGCUUCAAACAAUCACUGCAUCUGUAAACGAGUACGGGCCUCGAACAAUCGCGAUUUACUCAAUAACUCUUUGGGACGCUUUGAAAUUCGAAAUACUCAAUGUGCAGGAGGAAGACCUUGCUGAAGAGGCGUUGACAGGUCUUGCCGCAAUCGCGAGAACGCUUUCACAAUCAGGCAGCGGACCGUUGAACGCUUACCUUAAACCCAUAAUCAAGGAAUGCAACGAGCAUCUCGAAGACGCGCCAACUAAACAGUCACAAGCAGCGGCACGCAUAUUACACAAGAUAGCCGAUGUGUCAUCCGAUGUUACUAACAUCCUCUUGGCUGGAGUUCUCCCAACACUCUUUCUCUUAUUCCAAACGGCGGACACUAUGGCCAAGCGACGAGGGCUUCUCGAGGUUCUAGCUCAGCUAAUUCGUGCAAAUAUCGAUGUCUAUGGUGACUGGCGGUCGAUUGGUCCCGCUGGAGAUCAAGCGGGAAACAAUGCUUUGGCCCAAUUCCGCGAUCAAGCUCUAGAAGUUAUGUCGAGCGGGCUUGAGACCGCCCCGAAUAAAGAGGUUUCGUUUCGCUUGGUCUGCCUCGAUGGUUUGCUUCAACUGUCGAAGACUCGACAAUUGUUAAGCGACGAAGAUGUUGGCAAAAUCAUUCAGCUUUUGCACGCUAUUGUCAUACAUGAGGGGUCAUAUGGCAAAGACGAAGUUAAAGAGGCAGCAAUCAACGGCAUUGUUGAGGUCGCUCAUCAGAAACCCGAGGUCGUGGUCGAGAAGGCAUUCCCAGCGUUCCUGGCGCAGCUUCCUGAUUCUGACAAACAAGAUUCGAAAGACUACUUACCAACACUAGAAGCCUUUGCAAAACUUGCGGGCGAGGACAAAGUUUUUGACACUGUCAUAUUACGACUGAAGAACAAGUUCAGCACAGCAGUAAAGGAAGGCGCUUCCCAGUCUUAUAUCACUGCGUUACUCUCGGCUAUGUUGUAUGCGCUCAACAAAGGGGAGAGUAAACUUUCGCAAAGCGCAGAGGUCUCGUCUUACUACAAAGACAUCGCGUUUCCCCUCCUACAACACACGUCGAGCUCCGAUGCAUCUCAUCCAGCAUUUGAUGAUGAAACGACGCUCGACCUUGUAGGACGCAUAUGCAACCUCAUCGUGAGGUCUCAGUCUAUGGAACAGCAAAAUGAGGUUGCUGCAGAACUGUACACACUCUUCCGUGGUACCCCGCAAACCGAGCUGCCUCCUUUUAGUACAAGCCCAGCAUCAGAAGCGCACAAAACUAUGAUCGUUUCUACACACCUCCUCGCUUCCUUCCGGAAAGAGACUACCCUUCCUUGCGAACUUCAACUCCUCGUCUCCUCUCUUGCAGAUUACGCUCAACAACCGUUCCUUUCUUUGCCUGUCCGCUCGGCCUCCCUCCGCCAAAUGUCGCUCGUCAUCAACAAGUAUUACUCUGCCUCCGCUCUCAGGACAUGCAUGGACCCGCUGGUUUCGAACUUGGACAUUUUCAACCCUGAGAAACUCGACCCACUGCGGAUACGCGUCAUAUUUGCCUGCCUCAAAGGCAUUGUACUCCGUAGCAGCCCGGUACUCAAUACCCUGUACCCGACAUUGCUGUCCUUACUCUCACAUCCACAAUACGGCAUCACAGUGGCGUACGGCUUUACUACACUGUUGCAACCAGAUGAGUUGCUUACCAAGGCGAAUCAUUGCCAGAUCUCAGGAUUGCACAAGCAGAAGAGUUUCGCGCUAUUGAUCCCUGCUAUCACGCAAGCGUUUAAGGAAGCAAGUGCAGAGACCAAGCCCAACUACCUAAUUGCGCUGAGUGGCGCGCUGAGAUGGAUGCCGUUUGACAUCGUUGUCGAAGAGGUCGACCAGCUGGUCACGUUGCUCCUUCAAUCGCUUGAUUUGAAGGGGGUUGAUGUCGUCAAAGAAGCUGCGAUCGAAAUCCUCACCUCGACCCUCGUCGAGAAACCAAAGAGUCUGGAAGAACACACGGGUAGCCUCAUCACACGACUACUCGCCAGUUCUACAGGCGGGAAAGACAAGGACGUAGCGACUCCGCCAAAGGUUCGUGUUGCGGCGUUGAAGUGCUUGACACUGGUGCCGGAGAAGUUUAGGCAGGAGAAUGUACUGCCAUACAGGAGGCAGGUUGUCAAGAGACUCACAGCUGCGCUGGAUGAUCGGAAGAGAGAAGUUCGGAGUGCGGCAGUCAAAUGUCGGGCGAAGUGGUUAGAGGUGGAUGAGGCGGGUGAUGAUGAUUGAGAUUGUUUGUCACAGGAUGUACGGUUGAACACGGC